Aspergillus ibericus CBS 121593 is the source of this 1386-nucleotide messenger RNA. Its product is annotated as putative hydrolase, alpha/beta fold family. The record is from RefSeq and is a predicted model, not a curated record. The transcript has 6 exons. Gene Ontology annotation, molecular function: acetylesterase activity; monoacylglycerol lipase activity. Bases 1 to 1386 code for a protein of 461 amino acids. Gene Ontology annotation, biological process: medium-chain fatty acid catabolic process; medium-chain fatty acid biosynthetic process. NCBI's taxonomy places the organism in Eukaryota, Fungi, Ascomycota, Eurotiomycetes, Eurotiales, Aspergillaceae.
AUGGGCCUGUUCUCCUGGAUCCGCCCUAGUGGCCGCAUCUCAUACUAUCAUGCGAAAGAUAACAAUCUUCUGCUAGCCAAGAAAUCGGCAAAGCCAGGGUCCAAGGAGCAAGUGACGCUGGUGGACCUCUGUCACACUGCGACCCCGGAAUCAUGCCAGCUGAACCCAUUUCUUUACAACGGCCACCUCCAGACUGCCUGGACAACGGUGGUCUUUGACAGUGUGCCGGUGUACUACAAGCGCUGGAUGUUUGAGGCCGACAACCCGGUGUUUGCCGGUCAUUUUGCGAUCGAUUUCGUGGUAGAUCCAUAUGAGCCGCCUAGCGACGCCCAUGCGACUGAUAGCGAGAGGAAGUAUACCCAGCCAUCAGGGCUUCCCGAACGGACCGCGUUCUUUUCAGAGGACGAAUAUGCUGCGCUUCCCUCGGAUGAUACAAAACCUAUGCUUGUGGUCCUCCAUGGCCUGAGCGGUGGAUCACAUGAGCUCUACCUGCGCCAUGUGAUUGCGCCUCUUAUCAAGGAUCAGACCUGGGAGGCGUGCGUCGUCAACUCCAGAGGAUGUGCCCAAUCCAAGAUCACAACGGGGGUCCUCUACAAUGCCCGUGCCACAUGGGAUAUUCGUCAAGCCGUCAAGUGGCUACGGAAGACAUUUCCGAACCGGCCUCUGUUUGGCAUUGGCUUCUCACUCGGCGCGAAUAUUAUGGCUAAUUACUUGGGUGAGGAAGGCGAUGCCUGCGAGUUAACAGCAGCAGUACUCUGUGCCAGCCCUUGGAACCUGGAGAUUGGCUCGCUGAACUUGCAAAACACCUUCACCGGUCGCCAGUAUAGUAAAGUAAUGGGUACGAGCAUGAAGGCAUUGUUCGAACGGCAUGUUGAACAGGUUUCCAAGAACCCACGAAUCGAUGUGGAGGGAAUCAGGAACGUCACUUACUUGCACGAAUUCGAUCGAGCUUUGCAAUGUGCCACAUGGGGGUACCCUACCGAGGGUGCCUAUUAUCGUGAUGCUACUUCUACCGAUGCUAUGCUCAACAUCAAGAUUCCCUUCUUCGUUAUCCAGGCCGAAGACGACCCGAUUGCCGUUGCUUCAGCACUUCCAUAUCAGGAGAUGACCAAAACCCCAUACGGUGUCAUGAUGACUACCUCCUGGGGUGGUCAUCUUGGUUGGUUUGAGCUUGGCGGUGAGAGGUGGUUUGUGAAGCCGGUGCUAAAUUUCCUGAAUCUUAUGGCGAAGGAAGUUGACCUCAGCGUUCCUUUCAAGGUCGAGGACCCCGAAAACGUCCCCGGUCGAAUUGCCCACCAUGCAGGUCCAGACAAGGACCAAGACACGGCCCCGAAGCCGGAUUUCAACCCUACGCUACGCAAGCUCGUCAUGCAGCUCAAGCGGUAG